Microbotryum saponariae is the source of this 1876-nucleotide messenger RNA. The record is from the annotation of a GenBank genome assembly. NCBI's taxonomy places the organism in Eukaryota, Fungi, Basidiomycota, Microbotryomycetes, Microbotryales, Microbotryaceae.
AUGCUUUCCCGAUCGACGACUCGGUUGGUGACUUCGACCAACUGUCACGCGCCAUCGACGGCUUCGUCCUCGGUCGCCGCGGUCCGGCAUGCUCAUCUCUCGCCCGCCUCUUCGCUGCCGUCCGGCUCGUGCUAUGCCGCCGCGCCGGCCUGUCCGCCGCAACCGAGCUUCCUCCUUUCGAGUCCGACACCCUCGACGAGCAAAGAAGACCCCAUCUGGUCCGAACCGAGCUACGUCGCUCGCUACAGGGACCCCAAGAACCAUGACCGCCCCCUCGUGCGCCCCGCCUACGUCGCCGAACCGUCCUCCCCCGCUUCGGGCCGACGAGGGUUGACGACCUCCUCCGUGCUGUCGUCGACCCCUCCCGCGUCGACCUCGACUUCUGCUUCCGGUUCCUCUCCUUUCUCGUACUCGACUCCUUCUCGCAACUUGUCGCCCCCCUUACCCCGACCGAGCUCGGUCUGUUCGACUGGGUCGAACGGGUCUCACCGACGACGGCCCACACGCGACGAUUCACCGAGGCAUCAACGGCUCGAGAUGGAGCGCGCCUGGUCCGGCGGCGAGGCCUCGCCACCGAUCCCAACCGAGACCCACCAUGCCCAUGGCCAGUCCAAACGACCCAACUACGCCCUCCUCUACCCCGGCAGUGGUAGUCAAUACCCCCUGAUGGCCAGUUUCCUCAAGAACUACACCGCCGCGCAGCAAGUCUGGAAAGAGGCCGAAGAGUCCUUGUCCGAUUUCGAAUCGUGGAGGAGGUCGCUCAAGCUCGAUCAGUACGAGGGCGAGAUCGGCGAAUUGGGGAGGAUACUCGAUCGAACAGAGGAACAACGCAGCCACGAACCGUCGCUGCAUUCGGUCGUCUUCGACGGCAGCCAAGAGGAGUUGACCCGUGCCGCGAACGCGCAACCGGCGAUCCUCGUUACUUCAAUUGCCUUCACGCGCACGCUCGAACAAAACUUUGACUUGGACGUGGCCAAGAACGCUUCGGCGAUUCUGGGGCAUUCUUCGGGCGAAUAUUCGGCCGCGGUCGCCAGUGGGGCGAUCGACUUUGCCGAUGCGGUCAAGUUGAUUGUGAGUUGGAUGUCGAACCAUGCAAAAGGUCGCAGUCGUGUCUGACUUGUUAGCUCUUCUGUCCACCUCACAGCGCCUCCAUGGCAUGCUCACCACCCAUGCUCUCUCAUUGCCCUCAAUCAAUCUGUCAACCUCAUCCGACACACCUGCGGCUCGUAUUCCGCAAAUGUCGGCCGUCGUACUCAACCCGGGUCACUCGCACGACGAGGUCGUCCAAGUCGUACGCAAAAUCCGCGCCGAGGACAACGUCGGACCGCAGCACGAUCGAGGGUGCGCAGGGACGGUCGAAGUCGCUUCGUUCAACUCGUCGGCGCAGAUCGUACUCUCGGGUUCACGAGAAGGGAUCAUGCGAGCGUCCGAGUUGUUGCGCGAACAAGGGAUCGCUUCCCGAGCCGCCGAUCUGCCCGUCUCCGCACCAUUCCAUUGUUCCUUCCUCGAGCCCGCGGCCGAAGGGAUGCGAGUCGCGCUCGAAGCGACCCACUUGAACAGCCCUUUGAUCCCCCUCGUUUCCAACUUGGACGGAACGAUGAUCAACACCACCCACUCGCUCGUCUCGAACCUCGUCGCUCAAAUAUCCCUCCCCGUACGAUGGAGUAAAUGCCUGCGCAACCUCGCUCAAGACCAUAUCGAUCGAUUGGUGUUUCUAGGUCCGGGGAAAGCGUUGGCGAAUUUGGCGAGGAGGGACGCGACCUUGAGGGAGAAGCAUUCGGGCCAACCGAGUCGGACCGAAGUGUUGAGCGUCGCGACGGAUGCCGAUCUUGAGGCGUUCGCGGAGUUGUGGAAGGAGGAGACGGAGCAGUUGUGA